AUUUAGGAGCUGCCUUUGGUACUGCUAAGAGUGGUGUAGGUGUAUGUAGUGUCGGAGUAAUGAGACCAGAUUUAAUUAUGAAAUCCAUUUUACCUGUGGUUAUGGCUGGUGUUCUUGGUAUUUAUGGAAUUAUUAUGUCCAUUUUGAUAUAUGGAAAAA
This is a messenger RNA of Plasmodium reichenowi, 159 nucleotides long. Its product is annotated as V-type proton ATPase 16 kDa proteolipid subunit, putative. The annotation marks the transcript as partial. Gene Ontology annotation, cellular component: proton-transporting V-type ATPase, V0 domain. The record is from RefSeq and is a predicted model, not a curated record. Gene Ontology annotation, biological process: proton transmembrane transport. Gene Ontology annotation, molecular function: proton-transporting ATPase activity, rotational mechanism. The transcript has a single exon. NCBI's taxonomy places the organism in Eukaryota, Apicomplexa, Aconoidasida, Haemosporida, Plasmodiidae.